Messenger RNA from Symbiodinium sp. CCMP2456, 1653 nucleotides. Lineage: Eukaryota; Dinophyceae; Suessiales; Symbiodiniaceae. The record is from the annotation of a GenBank genome assembly.
AUGCGCAGUUUGUCCGGACGUUCCGUGCAACGUGCGCAGCCACAGGGUGCCCUCGCAAUACUCCGCGCAGCCUUGAUCUGGGGCCUGCAGGAGUCAUUGUCCUUCCUCUUGGGCUUGGAAGUCUUCUUCUUCCUGUAUUACCUCUACAAGCAUGCCAGCUUGCAGGCACCUGCAAUCCCUCCAAGGAUGCCGCCAGGCAAGUCUUUGGAUGUCCUCCGCCGAGUUCUGCAAGCGACGCAAGACAUUCAGGCCUGCGGCCGACUGCUGGAACCCUCCGGCUCCCAGGGCCGGAUCACGCCGCAUCUCUCUCCCAAGGCGAGUAUGGCCAGCAUGCAGGAUUUGCAGGAGGCACUCCGCCCAAAGAGGAACGAGUCCAACGUUGAGGAGCUGCUCCGAGAAUGGGACACUCUGAAAAGAGUCAAUUCCCAGUCGCAGAACAUGGCGCCGGCAGUUCUAGUCAGCGAGAAGGAGCGGAUGGCUUUUGAGAGGGCCAUGGACGAUGCGGAGAUGAUGGCGCUGAAGCAUGCAGAAAUUAGUGGCUGGUUUUUCGAUCGCCGCACAGGUUGCCGCUGGUCAGCUGCUAGGGUGGCAGAGAUCUGCCGUGGAAAUCUUGCCGAAUGGAUGGCGUGGGCCUUCUUCCACUGCACGCCGGACGAGGUACCCGAAAGUAGGUGGCCAGAACUUGUCCAGCUAGUAGAUGAAGGUGCCGUUUGGGCCGGCGUUGACUUCCCUGAGGGGUACAACCCUCACGUGCAGGCCAUGCGCUUGACGAUGGAUCCCAUCCCAUCUGAGCAUCGCCCGAUGUUGUACUACAUUGUGACGGCCCUCGCACUUCCGGUCGUGACGUACUACAACCUUGAAAGCUUGGGUUUUCGGAAGCACAAGAGUGGUACACUUCAGUACUGGCUUCGUCGUGGCAGGGGCAAGAGUGCAGAGCCCCCAAUCGUCUUUUGCCACGGGGUGGGGGUCAACUUGCUGCCAUACGAGCACUUCAUCACAGAGCUGCUGAGGCAGGUGCCGAAGGGCAAGAGUAUCUUCCUGGUAUCCCUGCCGCACAUCUCGAUGCGAAUCAAUGAGGAUGUGCCUUCCAGUGCAGAGAUGGUCGCCUGCCUUCGGGACAUGCUUGCCAGCUGGGAAUUCGACUCGGCUCACUUUGUCGGCCACUCCUUCGGUUCCAUCGUGGUUGCCUGGAUGUGUAAGAACUCCAAGGAGACUGUCAAAGUUGCAACUUUCUUGGAUCCAGUCUGCUUCCUUCUCAUCAAGCCAGAUGUUUGCUACAACUUCAUGUACAGGCGGCCGGAAACGCCUACGCAGCUGCUGAUGCACUACUUCGUUGCUCGCGAGCUCUUCAUCGCGCAUAGUCUGUCCCGGAACUUCUUCUGGUAUCAGAAUUUGCUGUGGCCUGAGGAGCUGGUGAUGCCCACGCUGGUAAUGCUGUCCGGCGAGGACUCCAUUGUUCCAGCGCAUUCUGUACGACGCUAUCUGACCGGCUGGCUGCAGCAGCAAAGCACAGACACCUUGAGGCUGCUUUGGUUUCCAAACUUGGGGCAUGGGGAGAUGAACUUUGGCCCCGUAGGGCUUGCCGCAGUCAAGCGCAUUGUGGCGGAAAUGAUGGCCCUGGAGGCCAAGCUUCAAGUAGGGCGCCGGAGGUAG